This is a messenger RNA of Porites evermanni, 1286 nucleotides long. Lineage: Eukaryota; Metazoa; Cnidaria; Anthozoa; Scleractinia; Poritidae. The record is from the annotation of a GenBank genome assembly.
AUGGUGGCUGUGAAGGAGAGGAUAGCUCUGAUUAGAGCUAUUUCUCGGGGAAGCGAACGUAGGAGGAUGUUUUCCGAAAGUGCGCAAAUGCUUAUUGCAUUAAGAAGACGACGGAUAGCUCUUCUUUUGUCCUUGGCAGGGAUUUUGUUGCUCUCGCGUAAGCAGAAUUUAGCCACGGAGAUGGUUCAUGUACGAUCUUGCCGGCGUCUGCUCAGGAGCAACGGCUGGUGGGAGAUGGUUUGGACAACAUAUACCGAUGAACGAUUCAAGAAAACUUUCAGAAUUUCAAAGAAUACAUUCAGUUUCAUUCUGAACCGGAUUCGAAACGACUUGGAACGCCAGACAGUAAACGAAGACCCCAUAUCACCCGAAUGUCGGCUAGGCAUUUGCCUUUAUAGGCUCGGAAGAGGUGAUUAUUACUACACCAUAGCGGAAAUGGCUGGAUUGGGUGUUUCAACUGUACAUGAGAUUGUAACUCAGGUAUGUCAAUCGAUCGUUGAAGACCUUUGGGAGGACUGUGUCAAGAAGCAUAUGCCAUGCACUGAGGAGGACUUUAAAGAUAAGAUGAAGGAAAUGAACGAAAGGUGGCAGUUUCCCUUCUGUUGGGCUGCAAUUGAUGGCUGCCACAUACCUAUUAAAUGUCCACCAGGAGGAGCUGCAUCGUGUAAAGAGUACCACAAUUUCAAGAACUUCUAUUCCGUGGUAUUGAUGGCUAUGGUAGACUCAAAAUAUAGGUUUAUUUGGGGCAGCUGCGGUUUCCCUAGUAACUCCCAUGAUGCUAUCAUUUUCCAGGCAACAGAACUCUGGGAAAAGCUAAACGAACACGAUUUUAUUCCAGACAUUGCACAUAAGGUUGCUGAUGUGAACAUUGGUCCACUCAUUAUUGGGGAUUCAGCAUUCCCAUUCGAACCGUGGCUAUUGAAGCCCUACACAAAUGCAGUACUCACAGAGAAGCAGAGAUACUUUAAUUACAGGUUAAAAGUCGUGCUAGGAUGGUCACAGAAGGAGCAUAUGGGCAACUUAAAGGAAGGUGGAGGGUGCUUUUGAGGAAAAACGAGAGUGAACCUUGUCAAGCCAAAACAACAACCCUUGCUUGCAUGGUUUUGCAUAACAUCUGCAUUGAAAAGGGUGAUACCAUCUGCAGCAAGCUAGAUAUUACUAGCGACCCACUUACAAAUGCGAAGAGAGAUAGUCGCACAUUAAGGGAUGCAUUAGAGAUGACCUGUUGUAGAAAGCUACCAGACUCCAAUUCCCAGGCAACUCAACUCAACUCAGGAGCGCGCUAG